This is a messenger RNA of Sesamum indicum (sesame), 663 nucleotides long. Its product is annotated as 2S seed storage protein 1. The record is from RefSeq and is a predicted model, not a curated record. Gene Ontology annotation, molecular function: nutrient reservoir activity. Lineage: Eukaryota; Viridiplantae; Streptophyta; Magnoliopsida; Lamiales; Pedaliaceae.
UCCUCCCCCCACUUCAUCCUCACCAACAAACAUCCAUCAAUUUGCAUCACUCAUAUAUACAACUGUAGAUGGCAAGGUUCACAGUAGCUCUCGCCGUUCUGUUUCUGAUGGCGGCCGCCUCCGCCUCCGCCUCCGCCCACAAGACUGUGGUGACAACCACGGUGGCGGAAGAGGAGGAGAACCAACAAUGGUGCGAGUGGGAAAGCCAGCAAUGCCGAAUGGGGCACUGCAUGCAGUGGAUGCGGUCGGUGAGGGUGCCGUACGAAGAAUCCUUCGUGAGGAGCGCGGUGGCGGAUCAAGGAAGGUUCGAGGAGGAGCACCUCCGGCAAUGCUGUAACGAGCUGCGGGCCGUGAAAUCGCAGUGCCGUUGCGAGGCGCUAAGGUGUAUGAUGAGGCGGAUGAUGCAGGAGUACGGGAGGGAACAGGAGAUGCAGCAGAUGAUGCAGAAGGCUGAGUAUCUUCCCCGCAUGUGCGGCAUGAGUUACCCCACGCAGUGCCGCAUGCGCGCGAUCUUUGCCUGAGCGGAUGGAGACUGCGGCUUGAGUAGAAUAAGAAGAGGCUGUUUCUUAAUGCAUGGUUUUGGGGAGAAAUGGUGGGAAUAAUUAAUAAUGUUGUAGCACAUGAUCGUGUGUGUAAUAAUAAUAGUUGCUGUUCUUGCAUCUA